This is a messenger RNA of Gongylonema pulchrum, 497 nucleotides long. The record is from the annotation of a GenBank genome assembly. NCBI's taxonomy places the organism in Eukaryota, Metazoa, Nematoda, Chromadorea, Rhabditida, Gongylonematidae.
CUGGGACUAUUUAUGGCGUCAGUUGUGAUCGAUUAUCUGGUUAUGGAACCAGCAGUGGUUGAUGCUGUUAUUACAAAACUUGCACUGGACAGAAAGUAUGAAAUGCUUGUUGAUCUGCUGAAGUAUUGUGCAAUGCAUACGAAUUUGUCAUUUAUCAGAGGAAUCGAACUAAAAUGGUCCCAUGCUGCACGAUGGCUUUUUUCUUUAAUUGAGAGUGGAACUGCGGAUGAGAAGCAGCAGUUUUGUCGCUUUCUUCUUUUUUGUUUAUGGUUGGUUCAUUCACCGAUAUUGCUUUCGCUAUGCAAGCAGAUUUUUUUCGUAGGAAACAAAUUUGUUGCUAUUUCUAGUUGUCCGAAAGAGUAUGGUCGUUCACUGGGAGAAAUCGUUCAUUCGCUGGAUCAGAAGAAAUUCCCGGUUGUUCAUCGUUUAUUGUUGCUGGCCUCGUGCGCUGUAAUUGUAAGUUCCAUCAAACUUUUUAUUUUCAUCAUAUUAUAACU